GGAGCGUCUUCUCUCCCCAGUCCGUCCGUCUGAUCUGCCCGUUCGUCGUCGCCGUCCCGCCCCUUGGCCCGCCGCAACGGCCAGCGUCCCUUUGAGAGCCUCCCCCACCAUUAAACUAUUCCCUCUACUCGCUCCCUCUCCUAUAAGCGCCGCCUGUGGGGAGAGGCCAUGACUUCAGUUUUUUCCUUGGAGGUGGCUCUAGCUCUCCGGCGAAAGGCGGCGCAGAUGGCUUCCGCGGCGGCAGCGGCGGCGGCGGGGAUGGGGUGCUACUCGCAGACGUCCUGGGCGCUGCGACGCCUUGGCGCCGGAGGCGGCGCCCUCGCAUCGGCGGCCACCCGCAGGAGGAACUGCUCCGUCGCGGCCGCCGUCUUUGACAACCAGAACCGCGAGUACGUGAUCGUGGGCGGCGGGAACGCGGCGGGCUACGCGGCCAGGACGUUCGUCGAGCAUGGCAUGGCCGACGGCCGCCUCUGCAUCGUCUCCAAAGAGGCUGUUCCACCAUACGAGCGACCGGCACUGACCAAAGGCUAUCUGUUUCCACCAGAAAAGAAGCCGGCACGCCUACCUGGAUUCCAUACCUGUGUUGGAUCUGGUGGCCAGAGGCAGACUGCUGAAUGGUACAAGGAGAAUGGCAUAGAGGUGCUGUAUGAGGAUCCAGUUGAAGCAUUUGAUGGCAAAACACAGACCUUGAAAACUUCAUCAGGGAAAAUUCUGAAGUAUGGGUCACUUAUCAUUUCUACUGGUUGUGCAGCUGCAAGACUACCUGAGAAAAUUGGAGGAGACUUACCUGGAGUUCACUAUAUACGUGAUGUUGCUGAUGCUGAUUCUCUAGUAUCUUCAUUGGGAAAAGCAAAGAAAAUUGUUGUUAUUGGUGGGGGCUAUAUUGGCAUGGAGGUGGCUGCUGCAGCUUGUGGCUGGAAUCUUGACACAACUAUAAUAUUCCCAGAAGAUCACAUAAUGCCAAGAUUGUUUACGCCUUCCCUUGCUAAGAAGUAUGAGGAACUGUAUGAGCAAAAUGGCGUUAAAUUCGUAAAGGGAGCUCUUAUUGACAAACUUGAUGCUGGCUCUGAUGGAAGGGUGUCUUCAGCUAUACUUAAAGAUGGUUCUGUUGUUGAAGCUGAUACAGUUAUUGUUGGUAUAGGAGCAAAACCAUCUGUCAGCCCCUUCGAAGCUGUGGGAGUUAACAUCGAAGUUGGUGGAAUAGAGGUUGAUUCCAUGUUUAGAACAAGUAUACCUAGCAUCUUUGCUAUUGGAGAUGUGGCAGCUUUUCCGCUCAAGAUGUAUGAUAGAAUAGCUCGAGUGGAGCAUGUGGAUCAUGCCAGAAAGUCUGCACAACAUUGUAUAGAAACACUGUUAACAUCCCAGGCAAAAGCGUAUGACUACCUUCCGUAUUUCUAUUCUCGAGUUUUUGAGUAUGAAGGAAGCUCCAGGAAAAUUUGGUGGCAAUUCUACGGAGAUAACGUUGGUGAAACAAUUGAAGUAGGGAACUUUGAUCCUAAAAUUGCUACCUUCUGGAUCGACUCUGAUAGUCGAUUGAAGGGUGUUUUCCUUGAGAGUGGAACCCCAGAGGAAUUCUCGCUUCUUCCAAAGCUCGCGAGAUCACAGCCCAUUGUCGACAAAGCUAAGCUCAAGAGUGCGACUUCAGUCGAAGAUGCAUUAGAGAUCGCGAGAAGCUCUCUUUAGUCUGGCUCUUUUGUUUAACUAGUUGUCAACACAUAUGGCCUCUUCAGUUUGGGACUGCAGCUUAUUUUGAAAAGUCAGGACUACGAUGACAAUAAUGCGGCCAUAGUAUCCGUUCUAUGCGGGGUUUGUAAUUUUCCUAGAUGCCCCUCAGUCGCCAUUUUCUAGCUUGGCAUAAACUUUGACCACCCUUUUGAGGGGUUGAGGAAGAUAUGAUGGAAUGGGAAUAUUUUCUUUUGCAGGUUUGAACAUUGGGUGGUAUAAACUAUAGGCACAUUAAUAAAACUUAUGAUCAUCCGCCA
Molecule: messenger RNA, 1982 nt
Organism: Aegilops tauschii subsp. strangulata
Lineage: Eukaryota; Viridiplantae; Streptophyta; Magnoliopsida; Poales; Poaceae
Product: monodehydroascorbate reductase 5, chlorplastic
Cellular component (GO): cytoplasm
Molecular function (GO): oxidoreductase activity, acting on NAD(P)H
Source: RefSeq, a predicted model, not a curated record